CAUCUGCAGCGUAAAGUCGAUCGGGUUUCUGCUUAAUAUUUUUCUUUAAUUGUGUUUUUUGGAAGAAUAAAAUAAGAUUAAGAAAAAGAUUGAAAUUGAAAGAAAUACAAGAAGAGAGGAGAAUAAUAAUAAUAACAAUAGUAGUAUAACCAGUGCUUUUAAUUAGAGUUACGAUUAUAAAUAUAUAGUUUAUUAUUAUUUUUAUGAAAUUGAAAGUGAUAUAAAAGCAAUUAAGAAAUAUGUCUACUGCAAUUUUACACGCUGGAAGUUUUAUUCAUGACUUUAAUGAUAUCGUAAUAAAGAAUCAAAUAUCCAGUGCAAAAAUCAACGGAUCUAUUAACAAUCAGAACUACAAAGAGAAAUUUCAACGAGGAAAGGAGGAAAUGUAUUUUUCAAAGCAACAAAAUGACGCUUAUGUCGCAAGUUUAUUUGCAACGACUCAACAGAAGAGAACAAUAGACGUGGGCAAUCAUCAUGCAGUUUUGGCGAGAACGGUUUCAACACCCAUGACAGAUGUAAAUCAGGCAGCCGUCAAUAAUCUUUUCACCUCCCUCAACGAUAUUUUAAAUGCUACUGGUGCAGUUCAUCGAAAAUUGGAGCGAACACAAUCGGAACCGAUACCCCAAUCGACUUCAUCAUCGCAUACAUCACGUUAUAAGACGGAACUCUGUCGUCCUUUUGAGGAAGCCGGAGAAUGCAAAUAUGGUGAUAAGUGUCAAUUUGCACACGGAAUGCAUGAAUUGCGUAACUUGCAACGACAUCCAAAAUAUAAAACCGAAUUGUGCCGUACUUUCCAUAGUGUCGGAUUUUGUCCUUACGGUGCGAGAUGCCAUUUUAUUCACUCUUCUCAAGAAGCACUGAUCCAUAACAAAAACGUUGCUGCUUAUCAAGCACGUUUGCAACAAUCGCGUAUGAAAAGUUUGAGUAUGUCGACAGGUUCAGAUAGAGAAACAUCCUCAGUUGGUUCUUUGUCGCCAACGAUGACGAGCGUUCAGAAUCAAUCGGCUAAUUGCUUUAAUGAUCAUCAGUCGUCAAGUCCAACCAAUAUUUUUUCAUAUUCGUUUAGUCCAUCAAAUAGUCCGAUUUUAAGUGAAAUGUCAGCAUCUAUUUCACCACCGCCUCAGCAUCAAGCACCUCAAAUAUCUGGACCCGGACUAUUUGUUAAGCCUACAUUCAUUGAUCAAAAUGCUUCUCAGGUUAAUGUCAUGAAACAAAUUCCUGAAGAUCGACUACCAGUGUUUAAUCAAAUCAGUUCGGUUAUCGACUCUUUGAGUACAUUCAAGAUUUAAGCGAAAAUGAUGUAUAUGAAGUUAACAAAAGUAAAAAUACAAAGUUAACAUCUGUAUUUAUUGAAAAAAAAAAACAUCUAGACAUAAUCGACAUUCGCGUAAAUUUUAUUAUUUUGAUUUCUUACUAUUAUACCUCUCAUAGCACCAUAAAGAAGUACUCAAUCUAUGUUGCAUUUCAUGAUUCUUAUAAUGUAAACCUGCUAAAAAUGUUUGAAUCUUCAGUUGAAAAUAUAAAUAGAAUUACAUAUUUUUGAAACCUUCAUCAGCAGAAAGAAUGAAGGAUUAAUACGCACAGUUUUAAUAAGAAACAAAGAUAAAAUUCACAGAACUAAUUUAUACUUCACAAGUUUUAUAAUUUAUCAGAAAGAAGAAGAAAAAACGCUCGGCACAUGUUAUGCCAAUAUUCAGCGUGCGAUAUUGUUUGAUUGGUGAGAGGAAAAGACUCAUGUCUCAUUAACUUUACUGAAUGAUUUUUUUUUGUCUUAAGAGAAAUAACACAUAAAAGAUUUCGUGAUAUAAUGUAAAAGACGUUAAUAAUUAAUAAUUGAAAUGAUUCGAUAUAAAAGUCAGAGAUAGUCAGUUCUUCCAAACGAUUUCUUCCUUUAAUUUUAUGAAUAAACAUAAAGGUACAUUUAUAUAUUAUAUUAAAUUAUAUUACAAUGAUGAUGAUAAUUCACUCUACUUUGAUAAGGAAUUAUGCUUAUUUAUUAUUAUUAGUUGAUUUUUGGAUAUGAUUUUAAGGAUUAAGCAAUCUAUGAAAAAUGAAGAAGAGUUAAAUGCAUUUUUGAAAAGAAAGCGAGAAUAUGAGAAGGUUAAACCAAAUACCAAGAUUAAGUUGCCAUAUUAUUUCUUUUUUUGUUGAGUAAAAUACUAAACUGAAUAGCCUUUAUCUUACGCAUAUUGGACCUAAAGAAAGGGUGGUGGUGAAGAGAUAUUGUCUGUCAGAAAUGCAUUGACUUUACUUGAAAGUAAAAAGCUAGAAUUUAAAGCUCUAUUUCUUAUGUAAACUUAUUUAAUUUAAUUUUAUUCUUAUUUUUAUUAUAUCUUAUUAAAUAUUUAAAUCAUGUGAAAUACGGUUUGUCUUCCACUUCUAGAUCCCGUAAAAAGAUUUCCUUUUUAAUAGAUUUUGUUUUUUACAUACCUAAAUUAUAAUGAUAAUUAUACAAUAUUGUAUGAA
Messenger RNA from Chironomus riparius, 2466 nucleotides. The record is from the annotation of a GenBank genome assembly. NCBI's taxonomy places the organism in Eukaryota, Metazoa, Arthropoda, Insecta, Diptera, Chironomidae.